Messenger RNA from Saprolegnia parasitica CBS 223.65, 2194 nucleotides. Its product is annotated as AGC/PDK1 protein kinase. The coding region runs from base 68 to 2119 and encodes 683 amino acids. The transcript is spliced from 11 exons. Gene Ontology annotation, biological process: protein phosphorylation. NCBI's taxonomy places the organism in Eukaryota, Oomycota, Saprolegniomycetes, Saprolegniales, Saprolegniaceae. The record is from RefSeq and is a predicted model, not a curated record. Gene Ontology annotation, molecular function: protein kinase activity; ATP binding.
UCGAUUUUGGAACAUCCGGAUACGGACGCCGACGGCAGCCGUGUGCGAGAUCCACAAGCGACCGCUGAUGAGCACAGUCAAGGACUCGGUCGAGAAGCCACAGGCGACGGACUUUACCUUGGAGCGGGAGCUCGGCCAAGGCAACUUUUCCAAGGUCUUUCUGGGCACGCACCGUCCGACCGGCGAGCAGUUUGCGAUCAAGGUCAUUGAGAAGCAGCGCAUCAUGCGGCUCAAGAUCCGCCACCCAAACAUUCUGAACGAAGUCAAUAUGGAGAAGGCGGUGCUCAACACGCUCCGCCAUCCCAACAUCAUUCGGCUCUACCACACGUACCAAGACGCGACCAACUUGUACUUUCUCAUGGAGUACAUUGCGAACGGCGAGUUAUGGGACGCGCUCACGCUCUGUGGCAAGCAAGUCGGCUGCACGGAAGGCCUCGCCCGCUUCUACGCCGCCGAUAUCGUCAACGCACUCGAGUACCUCGCGUCGCAGCGCAUCGUGCAUCGGGAUUUGAAGCCGGAAAACAUGAUCGUGUCCAAGGUUGACGGCCAUUUGCGGCUUGUCGACUUUGGCACAGCCAAGAACCUCUCGGACCCGGCGCUGAACGGCCCCAACUUUGUCGGGACACCAGAGUACAUGUCGCCCGAAACGAUCGCCAACAAGGCGGUCGACACGAGCAGUGAUCUCUGGGCGCUCGGCUGCAUCGUCUACCAGCUCCUGACAGGCGAUACACCGUUCCAAGGCGGGUCUCCGUACUUGUGCUUUCUCAAAGUCCAAGACGGCGUCUACGACGUGCCGUCUUUUUUAUCGGCGCCGGCGCGCGACUUGAUUGCGGCCUUGUUGCAGCCCGACCCAACACGCCGACUUGGCGCCAACGGCUUUGAUGCCCUCAAAGCCCACAAGUUCUUUGAUGGUAUCAACUUUGAGACGCACCUGUCGACGUCGCCGCCCUUUGCAACGCUCGAAGACAAGUUCAUUUUCGAGUCGGCCAAGCAAAUCCACGCCUACGUGGCGGCCGGCGGUGGCGACAAGGUGCCCGCCGUCUUGGCCCAAGCUGUCGCGCUUGCCCACCCGCGCAAGCCGCGCCUUAUGCACGUGCUGAACCGCAUGCAGCUUCUCCAGCACCCAGACGUGUACCCACGCUUCUUUUCGACCAUGGGCCUCGGGCGGUGUCUGUAUGCGACCAAGCGUGGCUACGUCGGUCUCACCCACAGCGUGCAGAACGAGUGGAAGCAGUCGUUCACGUUUGUACAUCUGUCGGGCCCGUCGCUCGGGAGAGCCGCGGCCGCCACCGAGAAUGACGGGCUGGGAGGCUCGUCCUGGGCGAUAGAGCUCGCACUCUUCCGGGACGCGCUGCUCGCACUCAACGAGACGCUUCCGACGCUGCUCGUGCUCUCGGGCAACAUGACGCACGCCUCGCCCUCUCAAAAGUACUAUGGCCCCCAGCGCGAUGCGUUCCAGGCCAGUCUCUCGACCUUGGACUCGCGCAUUCGUUUGGUGUUUGUGCCGGGGGACCAUGCUGCGGUCGACAUUGAGGCGUACACGGCCGACUACGGCGACGACUAUUACGCGCUCUGGUAUGGGGGCAUGAAGUGCCUUGUCGUCAACUCGUCGCUGUGGCUGCACGCAGAGUCGGACCAUGCCCUGCACGAGCGCUACUUGGCCCAAGACGCAUGGCUGAAGAAGGAGCUCGAGCACGGCGCGCUCUGUGCCCAAGUGCUCUGCGUCUUGAGCCACCACCCGUUGUACAUCUCGGAGAGUGACGAGCCAACGCUCUUCGCAGAGACACUCUCGAACAACAAUGCACCGGCUGCCCCCUGGAACGUGCCCCGCGACGUUCGCCUUCCGCUCCUCGAGCUCAUCGGCACGUCCAAAGUCCACGCCGUCUUUAGCAGCCACUACACAAAGCAUGUCCACAACCGAUUUGCGCGCCCGAGCAAGCACACUAGUGGCGGCGACGAUGACGACGAUGACGACGGCGCGCCGCAAGACGGUCGCUGCGACAUGGUCGUCACCGCGUCGUUCGCCGACGGCGAAAAGAGCGCGUACCACCGCGUGCACGUCGAGCAAACGGGUCUCUCGAUUGCACGCACGCUGGUCGCGGCGCCGCUGCACGUGUAGCCGGCGACGACCGUACUCCAGAUACACUGCAACUACUAUUACCUGCAAGAAGUGCAUUUGAUAUAUAUUGACGCU